Messenger RNA from Cladocopium goreaui, 1050 nucleotides. The record is from the annotation of a GenBank genome assembly. Lineage: Eukaryota; Dinophyceae; Suessiales; Symbiodiniaceae.
AUGCGAGCCUUUGCCAACUUGUGGGGCGUUUCAAAGGAAGAUUUGCUCGUGAGCUUCGAUGGAUGUUGCGCUUUCCGGCCACCUGCUGUGGAUGUAAGGUGGCGCACGCGGGGUGGCUGGCUCCACACUGAUCAAAAUGGCCGUACCACUGGCAGCGACUUCGCGUGUGCACAGGGCCUGGUCUCCAUCACAGAGAGCAACGAAUCGAGGCCAAAUUCCACUAAGAACAAAGUAUCUUCCCUUUGGCGAAGCAUGGCGCUUCGCCGCUUCGCGUUUCAGGAGAAUGAUUUCUUUGUGCUUCCGCGCUGCGAUGAGCUGCUGUCACCAUCUGCCACCAAGCCUCAGCUGCUGCCCUUGCAUGCCGGGGACAUGGUUCUUUGGGACAGUCGCUUGCUUCAUUGCAACGUUCCUGGGUUCCAUCCAUUUGAUGAAAUGGAUCUUCAAACUGCCUUGGCAGAUGUAGGCCUUCAAGAGGCCUCUGCAGCGUUGGUGGAACUGACCAGUGUGGCAGAUGCAGUCUGGACAUGGGCUGCGCAUGAGGCUACACUGAAGGAGCUCUUUGAAAGCUGGGCCUUGCCAAAGUCACUGCAUGGCCCGGUUGCGAAGCAGUUCCAGCUUUGGGCGGGGCAUUUAGCCCAGGACCUCCACGUGCCGACCUCCCAGCCUUGCCUGAGCCGCUUGGCCGCCUACGUUUGUGCCACGCCGCGGCCCGGGCAUGGGGCGCCCAACUGCCACCUGGUGGCGCUGCGGCGGCGCAUGGCUGCGGCCUUGAUGGGGUGCACCACCUCCCACUGGCCGGAGAGGAGCAUUGUCACCGAUAUGGCACGAACACCUCUGGGCUUGGCGAACUUCCAAGAUCUGGAGCUUUCAGCUUUGCGACAGAUUGGCUGCCAGAGUUGGGAGCUUUCACUUGCUCAAGCGGAGAUGCGAGAGCUUCUGGCAACCCUGCAGCUCGCAGGAAAUAUCAGGAAAUUCAUUGGGAGGUAUGAAUCAAAGUGCCGGACCCGCAACCCGAAAGAAUAUGGCUUGCCAAUUUUCUUCCAUAUCUGA